Macrosteles quadrilineatus (aster leafhopper) is the source of this 2026-nucleotide messenger RNA. Its product is annotated as zwei Ig domain protein zig-8-like. The transcript has 6 exons. Gene Ontology annotation, cellular component: neuron projection membrane. The record is from RefSeq and is a predicted model, not a curated record. Gene Ontology annotation, biological process: synapse organization. The coding region runs from base 256 to 1101 and encodes 281 amino acids. NCBI's taxonomy places the organism in Eukaryota, Metazoa, Arthropoda, Insecta, Hemiptera, Cicadellidae.
UCCUCGCGACAACAUACAGCUGUCUAGAUAGCGCCGGUAGAAUCUAGAAACGAUUAUCUAGUGUCUAUAGCGACAUAGCAUCUGUAUCUACUCACCCCUUAGUCUUCAUUGGACCAUUUCGUUAUCAAGAAAACUUACUGCGGAAAUCUGUGGAUUUUACAGUGCGUGGACGUUACCAUGAAGAUAUCUAAGACUUGAAUGCCGGUGUGCGAGUGUGUUUUACUUUUGUGUUAGUGUUGUGAUGUGUAAGUAACAAUGAGGAUUACCCCGGUUAUAGUUGGACGCUGGUGUGGAUAUGCCGCGGUCUUACUCAUCUGCAUGCCAGGAUGGACUCGACCUCAAGACCUAGGCGUUUCACCAGAGGCUGAGAUACCUGCAGAGCUGUCCAACCUGAGAGGUCCCUACUUCGACACUUCAGCCUCCAAGAAUGUGACAGCACUCGUGGGCAAAACCGCUUACCUCAACUGUCGAGUCAGGAACCUGGGCAACAGAACGGUAUCCUGGGUGAGACACAGAGACAUUCAUCUUCUGACUGUGGCCAGAUACACAUAUACCUCAGACCAGAGGUUCCAGUCGAUACAUUCCCCUCAAACUGAGGAUUGGACUCUCCAGAUUCGGUAUCCCCAACGACGAGACUCCGGGGUGUAUGAGUGCCAAGUCAGUACUACACCUCCUAUAGGCACAUCCAUGUACCUAUCUGUCGUAGAGCCAAUAACAACAAUAGUGGGUGGCCCGGACCUGUAUAUCAACAAGGGUUCAACACUGAAUUUGACGUGCGUUGUGAAGCAUAGCCCUGAACCCCCGCCUGCCAUCUACUGGACACACAAUUCUGAGGAGAUUAACUACGACUCUCCACGUGGUGGAGUCAGCGUCAUCACAGAGAAAGGUGACGUCACCACCAGCUAUCUACUUAUACAGCGGGCUACACAGGCCGACUCUGGCAAAUACACGUGCAGCCCUUCCAACGCCAACUCAAAAACUGUUGUGGUCCAUGUGCUGAACGGAGAGCAGCCAGCAGCUAUGCAGCACGGUGGCCAGUUGCGACUGGAGUACCCGAUCAGUGUGUUUCUACUAAGUGCAUCAGUCACCUUCCUAAGCUAGUGCAAGUGACAUUGAAUGAUCUUGUGCCGAUGGAACUAACCAUUCUAUGUUCCUACUUUUGACUUGACACCCAUGUUUGUAUAGAUGCUCAACUUGAAACUUAAAACCUUUUACCAAUGCUGUCGUUCUCAUCCAUUCCUGUUCUUCCGAGAACGUAAUAAUUGUCCAAGCUUUGAUGGUGAGAUUAUAUAAUAAUUAAAGAUUUCAGUAAACAACACGAUUUUACUAAGCUUGUACUAAGGGUACCUAAAAGAAUUUUCGUCAAAGUAGGAGUGUAGAUAAUGAUUGUAAAUAUAUAAAUAAGCAUUGCACUUUUGGGACGAAUUGUAUAUAUUUAUCUUUUGCCAUGAUAUUUCGUCCACUGUAAUUUAAUACGAAUAUACGAAAUUAAUCAAGUCUUAAACUGUUGCAUAGUAAGAUUUUAUUUCGAUUUAUGUAUGCGUUUAGAAAAUAUGGGAAAACAUUUGUUGAUAAAAUAAAAACUAAAACUGAAACUAAAAUAAAACUAUAGUUUGUCAUUAUCGAUACGUAAUUUAUACUUGAUCAAAACCUUAAAAAUGAUUGUUAAAUUAGUCAGAAAAUAUUCUGUUGAUUGAAAUUUAAUCAUAAUUCAAAUAAAUCCUGAAAGUGUUCCAAAUGGAAACCCAAUUGUCAAAUCAAAUAAAUCCUAAACUUAUACCAUUGCAUUAAUUUAAAACAAUUAAGGCUUUGCCAGUCUAAAAAUCGUAAAGAUGAAUUUUAAAAUUUCUUCCAACAUGAAUACGUAUAAAGUGAAAAUAGAUAUACUGUACAGAUAGCUUUAUUACUGGCCAGACUUAUUGAAAAUAGAGUUAUAUUAUUGUUGAAUGUAAUAUUAUUUGUUAUUAGAAUCUAUAUGUUUAAGUGUACAAAUUACUUUAUUGAAUAAAAAAUAUUUACAACAUUA